GGACACGAUUAGGGCACUUUCUAAUAGCCAAGUCCAAGGGACCUCUUUAGUCUCUCUCUCUCUCUCUCUCUCUCUCUCGCUCUCUCUCUCUGUUAAAGAGGAAAAGGCAAGGAAUUAAGAAGACGUUCAGGCAGAGACUCCUACUGCGAUUUUCUUACUCUAUUUUCUCGAGAAAUUCGCCAUGAAUGGCGACGGAAAAGGUGAAGAUGAAACCGUGAAAAUGGAGGAGGUCAAGGAGAGACUAGUGUUCAUGUGGGGAUACCUCCCUGGAGCCUCGCCGCAGCGGUCUCCGCUUCUGUCACCGGUCGUUGUUAGGCUGCCGCCGUCGAUUGGUGCUGGUUACUCUUGGAAGGAUGUCUGUGGCGGAGGCUGCGGAUUCGCCAUGGCCAUUUCUGAGUCUGGGAAGCUCAUUACAUGGGGUUCAACGGAUGAUCUAGGUCAAAGCUAUGUGACAUCCGGAAAGCAUGGGGAAACUCCGGAGCCUUUCCCUCUUCCAACUGAGGCUACAAUAGUCAAAGCUGCGGCUGGAUGGGCCCAUUGCGUUUCAGUUACGGACGGCGGAGAGGUUUACACAUGGGGGUGGAAAGAGUGUGUCCCCUCUGGGAAGGUGUUUGGAGAUCCUUCUGCUGGAGGAAGCAUGGAAAAGGAUGUAUUUGAAAGACAGAGUUCAUUUCUGACAGAACAAGUGAGUCCUCGUUCUCAAGGCCCAAAAUCCACCAGCGUAACUGUGUCAACUACUGACGGCAGAGGAGGUGGAGAGGAAAGUACAAAGAGAAGAAGAAUAUCAACAGCUAAACAAGCAGCUGAAAGCUCGAGUUCGGGUGAUGAAAAUCUCUCCGCAUUGCCAUGUCUAGUCACAUUAAACCCAGGAGUAAGAAUUGCCAGUGUUGCUGCUGGUGGGCGUCAUACCCUUGCGUUGUCAGUUUCAGAUACAGGACAGGUGUGGGGUUGGGGCUAUGGAGGUGAAGGGCAAUUAGGUUUGGGCUCUCGGAUACGCAUGGUGUCCUCUCCUCACCCCGUUCCUUGCAUUGAAUCCUCUUCUUAUGUAAAGGAUCGAUCUGCAGCAGUCUCUCGAGGGAGCAUGAGUUCAGAGGGACAGGGUUUUAGAGUUCCUGGAGCUUAUGUUAAGGGGAUUGCCUGUGGGGGAAGACAUAGUGCAGUAAUCACAGAUGCUGGAGCACUGAUUACUUUCGGUUGGGGACUUUAUGGACAGUGUGGGCAAGGAAGUACAGAUGAUGAACUAAGCCCAACUUGUGUAUCAUCCUUACUUGGCAUCAGAAUAGAGGCAAUUGCUGCAGGACUGUGGCACACUGUCUGCAUUUCUGCUGAUGGUGAUGCGUAUGCAUUUGGUGGAAAUCAGUUUGGGCAGUUGGGAACAGGAGUUGACCAAGCUGAGACUCUCCCUAGGCUGUUGGAUGCUCCAAGUUUGGAAAAUAAGCAUGCAAAAACUGUUUCUUGUGGUGCUCGUCAUAGUGCUGUAAUUACAGGGGAUGGGAAAGUGUUUUGCUGGGGAUGGAACAAGUAUGGCCAGUAUUUUGUGAACGGGUUGACACAGCUUGGCUUGGGUGACGUGAUUGACCGCAACAUCCCUGCUGAAGUUAUUAUUGAUGGCUGUAUUCCUAAAAACAUUGCAUGUGGCUGGUGGCAUACCUUGCUUCUUGCUGAAUCACCCGCUUGAGUUCCCAUCCUUGUCCAGCAGGGCCAAGGCACAGUUUUGUUAGGUUAGUAAUUUUUAUAUGAGAUUUGAUAUAUCACAGUUUAGGUGAUAUGUAUAUGUACAUACAGUAGCUUGUAUACAUAUACAUAUAUGUGCUCAUUCUUUCGUGGCUGAAGUUCAAUAUGACCAGUCCUAUCUUUUUUUCAAGGUUUCAACACUAAAUGGUGCUUAUGAGAUGUACAAAACAUCAUUUUUAGUCCAUUGUGUAUAUUUCCAUCUCUGAUAACUUGUCCUUUGUAUUUAAAUGCCAUGAAUGUAUGUUGAAUUGGAGAUGUA
Molecule: messenger RNA, 1993 nt
Organism: Malania oleifera
Lineage: Eukaryota; Viridiplantae; Streptophyta; Magnoliopsida; Santalales; Ximeniaceae
Product: ultraviolet-B receptor UVR8
Exons: 11
Coding region: 182-1678 (498 amino acids)
Source: RefSeq, a predicted model, not a curated record